Lates calcarifer (barramundi perch) is the source of this 2962-nucleotide messenger RNA. RefSeq names its product protein mono-ADP-ribosyltransferase PARP4. The annotation marks the transcript as partial. Lineage: Eukaryota; Metazoa; Chordata; Actinopteri; Centropomidae. Gene Ontology annotation, biological process: transcription by RNA polymerase II. The transcript has 14 exons. Gene Ontology annotation, molecular function: NAD+ poly-ADP-ribosyltransferase activity; DNA binding. The record is from RefSeq and is a predicted model, not a curated record.
GAACCUGCUGCUGCUGUCGGACGGCACAUCCAGAAUGCAGAGCUCACCUUGCAGCUGCUCAGAGAAAAUGCUCAGCACAGCCGUCUCUUCACCUGUGGCCUCAGCCCAACAGCCAAUCGGCACAUGCUGAGAGCUCUGGCCCAAGCAGGGGGUGGGGCCUAUGAAUUCUUUGACACUAAAACCAAACACAACUGGACAGAGAAGGUAGCAUGUCAGGUGAAGCGUAUUGCAUCUCCUGGCUGCAGCUCAGUGUCAGUGAAGUGGCAGCAGUUCAACCCAACAGCACCCACUCCUGUGCAAGCCCCCAGACAGCUCCACGCUUUGUUCAAUGACUGUCACACCCUGGUCUAUGGCUUUGUGCCACACUGCACUCAGGCCACCCUCCUUGGAAACCUGAGUGGCCAGGAGCUCAAAACCAUGGUGUCGACCAGUGAGUUGCAGAAGACUAGGGGCACAUUUCUUCACAAGCUCACAGCACGAGCCCUGAUCAGGGAUUAUGAAGACGGAAGCCUGGAUGCCAAUGAGGCUGAACAUGAGGGGAAGAAAGCAGAGUUGAAGUCCUUCAUCAUCGAGUUAAGCAAAGAGUUCUCCAUUCUGUCUCAGUUCACCAGUUUUGUGGCCAUUGAGGAAAGGGACUCAGAGCAACCAGACGAGGGUUUCACAGACAUCCCCAAGUUGAUCGCAGAGGAAGAUGUGGACUUCCUCCCUUACAUCAGCUGGAAUCUCCCACAGGAUAGUGAAGAAGAGGAGGAAGACAUGGACAUGGGUUUUUACUUAGCUGAUAUUGAAACUAAUGCCAUGCAGGAUUACACCUUUUGUGUAGGUAGUUCACUUGAUAUGGCAAUGGACUUGUCUGUGAACUCAGCAUCAAUGGACCCAGACUCUCCACAAUAUUCACCAACGAGUCCCUCUUACUCAUCUGAUGCAUCACCUGUGCCAUAUGCUGCAGCAGCUCUACCAGAUUUUGGUCACAGUCAUGCUGAAUUGAAGGCAUUUUCCAGGAUGUCCAGAGUAAAGAGGAAUGAGUUUGAGAGAGAGGCUGAAUAUCCUGAUGCAAACAGGGGAUAUAGCCAGACUCCGCCUCCUCCCCCUCCUCCCCCUGCUCUUUGUCGUCCUCCUAUUCUUAACUGUUCUUUAGAAGUGCCAAUACAAGCCUCACCACCUCCACCUCCACCUCCAAUCCCUCCAACUCUCUCUGCUGUACAUCGGUUUCAGUCCUCCGUGUUUAGUUCUCAUUCGUCAGGCCUUCCUGAAACCCUAACUUCAUCGUCUCCUCUUGUACCAAAGAGAGGGGUUUCCCAUUAUGUCAGGCCAGUAUUGACUCAGUCAAUGGAGACACAGGAUUUCAGAACACAUGCACUGUCGGGAGCUAGUAGUCUGCCCUUUUCAUUUGAAGGUCCCAUGCCCUUAGACAGCAUACCAUCUGUCGCUCGCUGUCAAAUGAUGGCUAUGCCAACAAAGAGUCUGGACAUAGCAGAUGUGGAUGUGUGCAUGUCUUACCCAGGUGGACCUGCACCUGCUCCGAAUGCGCUUCUCGAAUGUCCUAUAGAAUCAGGAUCACCUCUCAUAAAGGAGACAUCUUCAGUCUCAGAGACCACAGCUCAUACACCAAGAUAUUUCUCUUUCAGAGGUUUCGGGGCAAGAUCUGCAUCUUUUGGAAGUGCGCCUCAACCUGGGAGAAUAGGGAGUAUGGUUCAGGCAGAGUUAAGUCACCCUCCAAUUAUGCUAGAUGAUCCAGGAAUUGCUAGAUCAUCAAGGAUAAAACUCAGGAGGAAAAUCAUUCUGUCUUCAUCUGCUCAGCAUUCAUUUCAGGAGAGAAAGUCAACAGAUCCUGAAGCACUCGAGCUCAAAUGGACAAAGAUCUUCCAGAUGCAGCAUUCAAAGGGCUACUGGGAGUUAACCACAGAACUGGGUGAAUUAAUAAAUGUUAACGCAGACCUCUUUGCCAACGUGUUCCUGAAAAACAAGGGCAUCCAUUCCUUAGGUGUAAGGGCCCAUGCAGACAUCCUGAGGCUGGUGGCGACGCUUCUGGUUCUGCAGCUGAUGAGGGUGGAGAAGCUGGAGGAAGGCAAACUGCUCCGCACCCUCUUCUGUCUGGACAACUCCUCUCAGCCUAGGCCUAAGCGGUGGGAGGAGGUGAAGAGGGCGGUGGACUGGGUUUGCUGGGCUGACCGGCAGUACCCGUGCGUCUACAGCCGGCUGGAGUUCGGUUUGAGCUGGGAGUCCUCCACUCGUCAGCUGCUGGGCUACGAAGGCCUCCCCCCUUUCUCACCUCUCAGUGGUCUGAACCUCCAGAGAACCACAGCCCCUGUGCUGGUCCACUGAGCAAGCCAGCAUGACUGGGGGAACAUGGAGAGAAGGAAAUGGAAAUGAGAUUAUCUUAUAGAUUGUGUUUUUACAUAGAUAUGCAUGCAUCUCUUUGCCUUAUGCAAUGACAAUACUUAGAGCAAGCAUCUGUGUAUCAAAUAAGAUGCAAAUAGCACACACAACAGAUGGAAUCACAUCAUUUUAUAUUUUGCCCUCUCUAGAAUUGGCUGCACACAAGCAUCUGAUUAGAUGUGUUUUGGCACGAAUCAUUUUUAGAAACUUGAGCAAAUUGCUGUUUUAAGAUAAGCAGGUUGCUUUGUCACUUCUUAGUGUUUUCUCAUGAGCAGCUUCCUGAAACUUAUUUUAAUAUGUUAUUAUGAAAUCUCAACUUUAUGACUUAGCAGCUGACAGAGCUUUUCAGAUGGGUCUUUUUUAUGAUUUAUAACUUUACUUUGCUGAUCAGUUAUUUGCACUGCAGAUAUACCACAGCAAAUAUAAGUUAUUCACACGUAACAUAUUUUCACUAUUAGAUAGUUGGCUUCAUCAAGUGUCGCUUGUGUUCUUCAUUACGGUAGUAGUUGAGGUUUUUGUGUGUGUGUGUGUGUGCUCGUGAGCAGAAUUAAAAUCUUUUAAAAUGGUCUUUAAGUGCCUUAAU